UUAGGCAAUAAUAAACAGGUUACAUUCAAAGCUCCGGGUACUCUGUACUGCUUUACCUAUGGGUAAUCUAGUCUACAGGUACAAUUGAGCUCCCAGAACAUCUAGCUGUCAAUGAUUUUCCCACUCAUCGCGUAUAUAUCGUCAAUUGACACUCACUGUAUCUAUACGUUCUUUUCAACUUAAUGCCCUUUGUCCUUCCCUAAUAUAUAUAAUCCGUUCUUGAUUUGAACCUCCUCACCACCUUUGCUUCAUAAGUAGCUCCAAUGGAUACACCCCGAGUUCAGGUAGGCGCGCCGGAGGCCGCCCAGGCUCCUGAGAGCACCCAAAACACUGAAACUCCCGAUGUGGAUAUGAAUGAGACUCAGCAGAGCGCGGUGAAUGAAUCCCAAGCAGACGCGACACAACAGGAUAUCUCUCUGCCUGACGCGCAGCCAGCUAGUUCAACACCAACGGAGCCGCCGCAACCUCUCAAGAAGAAGGCUGGCCUUCAUUUUCUUGACUACCUGACGUCGCCCAUUGUAGAACUCAUCGUCGGGAAGGACGAGUACAAGACUUCCUUAACAGCGCACCAGAGCUUGUUGUUGGAAUCGCCAUUCCUUGCGCAGGCUGUCGCCGCAUUCAGCGAAUCAGGUCCCCGGCGUAUUGAGCUUCCCGAUGAGAACGUCGAGGCAUUCGGUUGCUUCCUGCAGUUCCAAUAUACCCAUGACUACUCCGCAUCCCCCGCCGAUCCAUCCGCCGAUCAAGACGUUGUAGGUGAGCUGGACGAUAGCGGCGAGCUACUGUUGAAACAUGCGCGUGUCUACACUCUAGCAGAGAAGCUCGGCGUGCCUGCGCUCAAGAGUCUGGCACACUCAAAGAUCCACCGUAUCAACAGUACCUCUCACGGAGAAAUCGCGUACGCUCGUUAUGUCUACACGCACACGCCCGUCGACGAUAUCACUAUUCGAAAGCCCGUUGCCUCCUUCUGGGCCACUAGAAGCCAUGUGCUGCGCCACCAGGCUGAAGAGGAGUUCAAGAAGCUGUGUCUUGAAGUGCCUGAGUUCUGCUUUGAUAUACUCAGUCUUGUUCUUGACCAAAAAGAGAAACGUGCUCAGGAUCGAGCAGAGACCGAAUCGGGCAUUAAAGGCAGUGGUAGGAAACGUCUCAGGAGCGGUAUCUAGGCGGCAUCCCCUCUUGAGACGGGCUAUUGAAUAUCCUACGUUUAAUCUGUUGUCCUGUGUUUUGGCGAUUGUAUCUGUAUCUGUGUCAAAAAGGACUUGAGUGUACUUACCUUUUCUCUUCUUCUCUUUUACAUUACCCAUAGCGACCUGUUCACAGUACAAUGUAACAGUACAAUGUUCGAG
Molecule: messenger RNA, 1343 nt
Organism: Aspergillus novofumigatus IBT 16806
Lineage: Eukaryota; Fungi; Ascomycota; Eurotiomycetes; Eurotiales; Aspergillaceae
Exons: 3
Coding region: 264-1160 (298 amino acids)
Source: RefSeq, a predicted model, not a curated record